AAACAAACGUGUCCGACAGCAUAUUUAUAUGAGGGUUUAUCCUUUAAGCAUGUCGAAUAAAACUAGAGAAACUGGCUGCAAAAAAACCGUCUUAUUCGCAAUGGGCGUUAAACUGCUGGGUUACAUUCCCAACGGCAACUAAGGAAUGAGCUCGAAAUUAUCGAAACAUUUCAUAUAUCAGUUUAAAACGGUACACAGUCCCUCUGUCGCUACACUUCAGCACAUGAAAGAUGUUUUGUGAAUUUAUGUUUGUUGAAAGGACCAGGAAGUAAAACAAUACGCAAUACGGAGAAACCGGUUUCGAUGAAAGUCUGCCGUAUCAUAAACUUCUGCUAGUUACUUCGGUGACCAAAACGCCUGAAGUCUGGGAUUAAUAACUAAUACCCUGGCAUAUAAAAGUACGCCGCCACAUAACCAAGUCAAUGUUGAAGUUUAUAUCUGAACUUAUGUUUCAUAGUAGAACAGUGCGGGAGAAACCUCUGCGGCUGUUCGCUAACCAAACGGCUCUCCGGAUGCAUGUUGACUCGGUGUCAGCGCCGCUUCGCAACCUGAGCUUUAUAUAUGUAUUGUUUCGGGGGGAGUGAUUGCCCUCCGUAACAUUUGUCCACUUUUUUAUUGUUGUGAAUUUUGGGUGAUCAAAAGGAGCCCUCGAUAAGAUUUGCCCCGGGGGGUCCCCACUAGCUCCCUAAGGUCACAUACUUGACAAUUGCCUCGCCAUACCCUGGAUGAGCCUCUAGGGGAUGCUUUCCGGAUGUGACGAGUCACCCACCCUCGAAUGUUAAUGUGUAGGUCAUUCCGCUACUGCGUCAGCCACUGUCUCUAUGCAGCGAUGACGAAGCUGGAGGAGCUGAACCGUGACGUCGGCACCAGUUCUUCGGUGCGGUGUCUUGGCUAUCUGUCCAGCCUUAGCCUCUUGGUGGCAAUAUGCCUAGGCCUUUACGUGCGCUGGGAGAAGACGGCGGAAGUCACGAUCCUGGUCAUCUUCAUCCUGGGCCUGUUCGUCCUGGGCAUCGCCAGCAUCCUCUACUACUACUUCAGCAUGGAGACGGCCAGCAUGAGCCUGUUCCACCUCUGGUUCGGCUUUCUGCUGGGCCUGCUCUGCUUCUUGAGCAGCCCGUCCCUAGCGACUGAUGUAAAGGAGCAGGUGACAAACUACCUGCUACUAAGCAGCCUGCUGCUGAGGACGCUGUGGGCACUGGUGGAGCGGGUAUGCGGCUGCACGCGCUUCCGGCCUGCCCUGCUCACGUCUGCCGAGUUCCUGGAGCUGGUGGGCUUCGCCGUGGCCAGCACCACACUGCUGCUUAACAAGUCGGCCAGCAUCAUCCUCCUGGCGGUGGCGCUAGCCGUGCUCAUCGUCAGCCUGCGGAUGAAGUCCUUCUUCGCCAUCCCCAACCUGGCAUGCUUCGUGUGGGUUGCCGCCGUGCUCUUCACCUCGCUGGAGCUCUCUCCGAACCUCUACGGCCUGAUCUGCUACCUGGGCCAGCUGGUGUGCCAGCCCCUUCUGGACUUGUACUUCAGCGGCCUGUCGGUCACCGAACGCUGGCUGCCGCUGCUGACCUGCGGCCGGUUGUGGCGCCGCCUCUCAGUCUUACCGCUGACGCUGUUGGAGCUGGUGUUCCUCACUCUGGCCGGGUUCAAGCUAGGCAGCCUGGGCCAAUGGUACCUGGUGAUCCCGGGCUUUUUCAUCUCUGGUGCCUUCUGGCUCGUCUGUCAUGUGGUCUUUGUGAUCAGCCUCUGGGGGUUCCACACCAAGCUCAACGACUGCCAGAGGGUCUUUUUUUCUCAGCGCUCCGACACACGAAGCCUGGACAGGGUAAUGGCAUCUAGGGGAAUGCGCCACUUCUGCCUGAUCUCCCAGCGCCUUGUGUUCUUCAGCAUGAUCUCCACAAUUAUCCUGGCUGCGGUCAGCUGGCAGUCCACCAAUGGAAUCUUCAUGAGUGUGUUCCUCAUCGUUCUCCCCCUGGAGACCCUGGCCCACAGCCUUUUCCACGAGUUCGGAAACUGCCUGGGGGGCACGUGUGUGGGCUACGCUGUUGUCAUCCCCACCAAUUACUGCAGCCUCGACGGACAGCCGACGCUGCUGCCCCCGGACCUGGUCCAGGAGCUGAACCUGCGCUCCACGGGCAUGCUGAACAACAUCCAGCGCUUCUUCUCGCACCACAUGAUCGAGACGUAUGGCUGCGACUACUCGGCGGGUGGCAUGGUAGCCGACGCGCUACAGACCAAGCUGCGCGGCUUCAUGGAACAGCGCACAGCCGAUGGCCCGCGCCACGACACCUACGUCAUCUACUACAGUGGCCACUCGCUGCGCUCCGGCGAAUGGGCCCUGGCCGGUGGCGACACACUCCGUCUGGAACAGCUGCUGGAGUGGUGGAAGGAGAAGAAUGCAGGCUUCUGCUCGCGCCUCAUCGUGGUCUUGGAUGACGAGAACGCCGGGCCGUGGGUGCGGGAGGUGCGGAAGGUGGACGAGCUGUACGUGGCAGUGCAGGGGGCGGAGCUCACGAGGCUGAGGGACGUGGAGGAGGCGGAGCUGCCGCAGCUCGGUGACUUCACCGCCCGAUGGGUGGAGUAUAACUGCAAUCCCGAGAGCGACAUCUGCUGGUCGGAGGGCAGCGACGGCGUGUUGGCCAUCUAUGGUGUGUCCAUGCGGUGGGGCGACUACACCCUGCACCUGCCCACGGGCAGCGACGUCACCAAGCAUUGGAAGACCUACUUCCCCCGUGCCACCUUCCCGCUGGUCCACCUGGCCAACUGGUGUGGAGGCCUGAACCUCUUCUGGGUCUGCAACGUCUGCCUGCGCUGCUUCCGCAGGCUCAAGCUGUCCUGGUUCCCCCCGUCCGUGCUGGACACAGGCCAGGGCUUCAAGCUUGUCAAGUCAUAGUGGAGCCCCCCAGAGCCUUUCAGUCAAAUUACACUUUGUUACCCACUCGCUCAUUUUUAGGAUGAGACAGUUCCUCAGUCAGGGCAUGCUGCCUGAAGGUCAUCGGACAUUUGCAUUGCUGUUUGGUGCAUACAUCGGUGGUGCUGAGGAGGAGGAGCCCCAAGCUGCCAGUCAUCUGUGACGGUAGCAGCUGAUUCGCUGUGACACAGCUGGGGGAGGGGCUAAGGAGUAUCAUGCCCCUCACACACAUGUCCACCUCUACAGCGAGCGAGUCUGCCUCUCAGGGCCCGCAUUCUCACUAUGUAAUUUGUCCCACCCUUUUAAUUACAUUUUGUUUGAUCACUUGUCAGGGGGAUAGGGCUGAAAGGCUACCCCCCCCCACUCUAGAUGACUAAUCUGAAGGUGGCUAUAUAUAUAUAUAUGUGUGUGUGUGUGUGUGUGUAUGUAUACACACUGUAUAUACAGUCAACACAUACAGCUGAUGUAUAUAUAUAUUAUAAUUUAUUGGAACUGAACUUCUGAAUUCAUUCCAGUUAUGGUUUUUACUGGUGUUCACCAAAUGAAGCUUCAUGAACCAGUUUCUGUAUUUUUUGACCCCACUAGAUGGUGCCCUUUUUUGAAUAGAGAGCACCUACCAUCUAGUGGGGCCAGAAAAUACAGCAAGUGGUUCAUGAAGCGUCGUUUGGCCAACACUAGUUUUUGCCCCAAGGUUUUUCGAGGUAGAUUAUGGCUCAGUCUGCUUAAUGGAAAAGCUGAGAAAGUCAACAGGCUCCCCAUCGCCGUGUCGCUCUUUUGCCUGGCCCCAUCUUCGGUGGAAGCUGACGGAUGCUGGCAUCUUCCCUCUGUGUCUCGGUGUCAAGUACAGCUGGUCCCAGAACCUGUCCUUUAACCUCACACUGACUAAACCCCUGAGUCAGACUCGCAUUUUCCGGUUAUAAAAAGCUGACAAGGGCUUCACGGAGAACUGAUGUUGCGUGCGGACACUUUUGACCCCAUGAUACCAUCUGCGUGAAGGCAAGAUGACUGGUCUUCCCUGAGGAACGAAUGCUAAGCAACAGGGCAUGUCUCCAUCUCGCCCCGGCCUUGGUCUUAUUCUCAUCUUAUUCAUCCAAUUAGAUUUAAUUCUUUGUGUUAAGCAAACUUCACAGUGGUUUGCUGCUCCUCCUCCACCAAUGACAGGUCACUAUGAGUAAGCACUGGGGAAGACAAGGGCUCUUACAUGCAUGAAACAGUCUGAAUAUGCAGAUCAGCCAAAGUGUAUUCCUAUAUAUGCAAAUACGUGUAACUGCAAGCACUGUCCGCCCGGUUUGUGUUUGUUAUGUUUUGGUUUCUUUGACAAUGCCUUAACUUCUGUUUUUCUUUUUUUCUUUUGUUUUUUUUUUUUUUGAAAGGAAAAAAUAUAGCCAAUAUGCAAAGUGUCCAUCUUGGUGGUUUGUGGCCCAGCCACUCGGCUGACAGCUCUGCCAGGGCCUCCUCUCAUUCACACCCCCUUGUCAUUCACACUCCGCAGAGUCUGCUGCUGUUGCUGCACAUUAUGUGUGGAAAAUGCCCUGUUAUCUCUGGCUGAGGCUGAUCCCCCCCCCUCUGACACCUGCCUGGCCACCCACCCCCUCUGAUGCAGAAACCUUCCUGAAGUGCAUUGCGACACAGUAAUGAGAUCGCCCAACCCACCCACCCGACAUAUUAACCCCAAGAGUUUUACCAGUGUAAGGAUUUUUUUUCAUUUUAUUUGUCCAUCGUCCCUUUUCCAAUGCUGCUUUCUUGGGCAACAGACUAGGACAUUAAAUCCCCAACAUUAAAUCUUCUCCCUUAUGUGGGUUCGACACUCAUGCGGGGUUUAUUGGGGCUGGAAGUGAAGUUGCAGGGUUAGGUGUCCAUAGGCUUUUUUACCCAUCAGUCGUCAUUAAACACAAGGAUUAUCCGGAAUCUGGUACCAAACCCAAAACUGCUUGCAUCGGCACAUUUCAGCCCAGAGGAAGUUGCCUCAGCAUGACUGUACGUCUGUGGGUGCUGCUAUGCACAGAGGUUUACUGUAAUGUGGGUAUCAGGUUUCGGGGUAUUCAUUUGCCGACCUGUGAGCACUUUGAAGUCAGUAUGUGGUAAAGAAGGAGGGGCUCGAUCCUCCCGGUUUAAGGCCUUUUUAUUUACCAGUCGGCAUCAGAUUUCUCUCACUCCUCUGGGAACUCUGUGAUUCAGCGCUCAUUCCAGUUUCCUGACUAUAGAUAGUGAAAGAUCUUUUUCAGCUGAUGAAAAUAAAGCAAGACCGAUGGUUUUUAGAAUUCGGAAAGAUUUGCGUAUGAUUUUGCCGCAGUACGUGGACCUCUGCUGCAAGUCAGUUUUUUUUCCCCCUUCCCAUCUUGGCCAGACUGAAUCCUGGCCAUAGCAGUGAAGAUUAUAAAGCGUAUUAGGUUACUGGCCAGAUUCCUUGUCCUAAACUGGAUUAGGUAAUAAAACUGUCUCACAAACGCUCGGCAGAACGCUGAGUCAGACCAUUCCCCGGCUCAGGCGGGAGGGCUAGAGAGACAGCUACUUCUCGCAGCCUGUUCUCACCUGCCUGCCUUUCUUUUCAUCACCGAUCAGCUCCGUGUACCGAAGUUAAGCAUGGAGAUGAUGGACGAAGGAAUAAUGAGGGAAUUACAUUAGGGGACCAAGGAGGAGCAAUUCUAGGAUUUUAGGCCUCCAGUAGGGUUGAUACUUUCAAUCUAAGGAAAACCUGCGAUCCUCCCCUAGCGAGUUCUUAACUGUGAAAUUUACAUGUUGGUGGGAGAUUUAGAAAAAGAAAUUCUGGGGGCUGGAAGGGUCCAAGACGUGCCGAAGGGCACAUGAAGAUGACUGACCAUUGCGUUAACAUGUAAGCAGAGGGUAAGCAGAUGAGAAGAUAAUGUGUGAGGGUGAUAUUGUGGUGUGAGGUGGAAAUGCAUUAGCGAAUGUUUGGGGAUAGGAUGGUUGACCCGCAUGCAAAGAAAGCAACGUGGUAGACAUACACGUGUCUAAGUCACAGGGUGUGUGUCAGAGAUAACUGUGAUGUUUUCCACUGCAAAAAGGUCACUGCUUGCUCGUGUGUGGCGUUAAGCGUCCAGCUGGUUCUGCGUGUUCCAGAGAAGCUGUGAGCUGCUGGAAUGGGACCGCCUCCAGUGUCACGGAGAGUUGGCACGCGGACAGCCUUUUGUAAGCAUUUUGAGAUCCAAAGACACUGUUUGAAGGGGAAAUGAAUGUUCCUGUCAGCAGUGAAUCUAGUCCUGCUAUAGUAUGUGUGUCCCCCCGCACCUCCGCCUAUGUGUGGUUUAUUGCCACCAAAUGGCAAACGAAGCUUCAUUUUAAGUGCCGACUUUACCAGCACGAAAGGUUUCCAGCUGGUGCUCUCGAGUUUGACCGGAAAGACUCCUUCUGUUAAAAAUUUCUAAAAUACUCGGACCCAGGCAGGUGUUUGAGGAUGAAGCCGGCGGUAAGCGGAUUAUGGAGAACGUCUCCCAUCGAUGUGCCGCACACCGAUGGUGACACGUUUCCUGCUGAAGAUGGCCGCAUCCCACAGCGUGCCUCCCCUGGUCAACAAGUGUCCUCCUGACACAACGAUGCCUCUCAGGAAGCUGCCGGAUCCAGAUUAGCCAGAGACGGAGGCAGAGGGGGACGUGGUGGAGAACAUCUUGUCUUCCCCCCCACUGGCAUGUUCCAGUCUUCUCUCAUUCUGUGCAUUAGGUUGGACUGGCAGCCCGGAUGAGAGUGUUAUUUUUAUCUGAGCUGAGGCAAAGAUUAAACCGCUCUUUUAGAAAGAAAAAAGAAACACAGACACAUUAAACAUACUUUAUGCUCCGCAAGUUCCAUUAACGUCAAGUGUGCAGGGCCACGGGAGAAUCCUCUUCCAAGGGUAUGUGGACCAGGCGGCCAUAACAAAUACAGGCAAUGCAGCAGGAAAAAAAUGCUGUUUGGUAGAUUAUCUCGAAUGGCUUUGGUGGUGCUGGCUUAAAGAAAAGAACUUUACGUGGAUCUAAUGAUUUGACGCAAAAAACGAGAAGUCUGCCUUACAUCGCACAGUAUGAUCCUAAAUAUCUACAUCAGCAGAGCCCCGCAAUGGCUGAGUUGUAUUAUCUUUUAUAAUGGCCCACAGACCAAAGUCACAAUUCAGAAUAUAAAUGGGAACUAGAGGCAGCCUCCUUUAUUUUGAAGAUUUCCCCUACCUCAGUAUACAAUGCCCUCUCCGGAUUUAGCAGCUUGGGUUAAAUCCUGUUUUAUAUACUGUGAUGUAACCCACUCUUUCUUAAUCUGCAGAACGUAAUCAUGUGGACUCCAACGCUUCAUCCAUAUUUACUUGUGUUAAUCCAGUCUAGCACAGGCCUGCUAUCAGUCAGACUGAAGUGGGAAUGUAAGUCCGCUAUGACAGAUCUGUCUGGUUCUCUAGGGCGUUGGAUGUUUCACUCGUGUCAUCAUUCGGCUAUAAAUCUCACUGCCCGGUGUUUUGGCUGCAGAGCGGUCAUACAUUGAUAGAAGAGAAUAUGAUACGAACGAGCGUUUAGGAGCUGUUUCGAGUGCCGAAUCUAAGAUAGGAGAUGACGGAAAGCGGGAUGAUGUGGUUGACAGCAUAUUUUUCUUAUAAUGUCUAGUAUGAACCCACGUCAUAGUGAGGUCCUGUAACGACUGAACAGAUCGGGAAGUGCACAUUGUCAAACGUGAAGGAUGUUACUGCGUGGAGCAUUGAACUGCAAAGAAAUGUAACCAUCCCAUAAUGAAAUUUCAAGGCAAAAACACUGCUGUCAUGGCAGUUUUUCAAGAUACGUGAUUUUUUUUCCUCAUUGAAAAUAUCCUCCCCACUAUUUUAAACACCUUUUGUUCUCUGUGUGAGAGUUUGAGUGGUUAAUGCCUUUAAGACCUUUCUACCCCGUAACAUUUUGGAUAUUCUGUGUUACUUUUUUUCCACAGUAUGGUAUGACGCAUGGACAUUGGAUACAGUUGUACCUUCUUUUCAUUAAAGCUUAAAUAAUGAGCAGCACCAAAAUGUGAUCACUUAAUUAGGAUGAUUUUAGACUAAUCUGUAAUUUAAUCAGAUUUAUUCAGUGCUCGCUAUGUAAUGUUUUUUAAUAAGGGAUUGUUUCUGCUUGCCAGUAUUAGCUGGAGUCCCACUUUUCCCCUGACCUGUGUCCUCCAUGUCACUCUACCCGUGUGGUUACCGCGGCACCCCUGUUGCUAAGCAGCCAUCCUAUCUUUCAACCAUGUUAAUGGUCUUUCUUACUUUAUAUACUGUGCGUUUAUAUACUCCGCCUGGGUCACAUGUGUGCGGAGUUUGCAUGUUCUCCCUGUGUCGUCGUGGGGUUUCCUCCGGGUACUCCGGUUUCCCCCCACAGUCCAAAGACAUGCCGAGGCUAAUUGGAGUUACUAAAUUGCCCGUGUGAGUGAAUGGUGUGUGAGUGUGCCCUGUGAUGGGCUGGCCCCCUGUCCUGGGUUGUUCCCUGCCUCAUGCCCAUAGCUUCCAGGAUAGGCUCUGGACCCCCCGUGACCCAAAAGGAUAAGCAGUUUGGAAGAUGGAUGGAUGGAUGGAAGCAUGCAUUCACCUUUUAAAGCGAUACACGUGGCAAUUGAUUGUUGUAACGUUUACAUAUUUUAUGUGCCUUUGCACUUAUAUGACAAGAAAUUACUGUGUAUUCUAUACCACAAAUGAAGUACAAAUUACCAUAUCAGUCUAACAAGGUUAAAAUGCACGAUUGUUUCUUGCCAUAAAAUACAUACACAUUUGUGCUGUUACAACAAUUGCUUGCCGCACGUAUCACUUUUAGAGGUGACUUGUGUACCAGUUAUGCGCAUCCCUGUGCAUAGAGCUGGACUGUGUAUGUACUUUGCUGAUCCUGUGUUCUGCGUGUGGCUAAUGCUAAUUGCUCAGUAAAGGGUCACGAGGAGCCCAAAGGGAAACACCUCUUUGCUGGUGAUUACUGGGUCCUCCCUCUUACAUCGCUAUUAAUGGCAAUGCUCAGCAGGACAAGUGUUGACACAGCAUGCAGAAGCAGUACAGUUAGAUAAUGGAAAUGUGCCCGGUGAGGGGGAUGUGUACCUUUCUAUACUUUCAGGACAGUGGUGGAGGGGUCACAUCUAAACAAACUGCGGCACGGGUGAGGACUUCCCAACUUCAGAGGACAGUCCGGCUGAGGGCCGCAUGAGUUUGCCGCGUGCUGGGGGUGUGAAUCGAGCGACGUGGCUUACAAACCUGGGGCUUUUUCCUGAGUCACAUUUCCAGCUGAGGAUCGCCAUCUGGCGAUUUGGCCCAGACCGCAGCAGUCAUGUGCGGCAAAUUUACGCUUGACACUCAGACAGACAAAAACACUCAUGUAACGCUACCCCCAUGUAGAAAAGCGAUGGAGUAUAUGUGUAUUUUCCCUCAUUAUGGAUGAAUGGGUUGCAGUAGAUCAGUGCAUGGUUGGGAAGUGAAUGCAUUCGCCUCGACUGGAGUCCCAGCUGACUCGAAAAAGCCUCGUUCAGAUGUUCCCACUCCAGAAGCUCUCAGACACACCGCAAUACUCCUCGACGGAGCAGACGGAGCAGCUUGGGGGCUCUCCAAGCGGCCCCCACAUCCCCCAGCAGGCUCGCGGUGCCGUGACUCACGGCUGGUUCCCACAACAGCAGCUCUCUUGAUUGUAGGUUAGGGUUUAAGUUGAAUUGAGGUCAAACGUAAGCUGUUUCUUCACAUUUCCGUACUCUGGACUGUGAGCCUCACUACUAGGUUCUGUCUGCUCGUCCCACCGGUCGGGUAACGGGGAAAUGCUGGAACGACUGACACGUCAUUCGAUCUUCCUCGCAAACCCUGGUGGUCGUUAGCCGACUGAUGCGGUGAUGGCUUGAGUCAUUUUUUGAGUCUUGGCAGAUUGGUUUUCGUGCAAGUUGCUCUUAACUUACGCAAAACUGACUUAAAUCCGGACUUACGUACAAAAAUAUCUGAGUGUACGAAAGUGAUAACACAAAACGUUGUCGUGUGAUGCAUAACCUAUUGCCACCUCAUCAUCACCAUCAUCAUCAUCACCACCAGCUAUUAAUUAAUGCCAUGGCAUUAAACAACAAGAAGAGUAGCCCCCCCAUGUCCCAGAAUGAUACUAGGAUUAAGGGAAGUACAGUAAAGCAUACCGUACAGAAUCUUUAAAAGUAGAGCCUGGCGGAGAUUCCAGGCCUAGAGGUGUGAGGCGACAGCACUAACCCCUGCCAUUCUUUAGUAUGUAUUACUGGUAUAUUUUUUGGCUUAUGUGGUAUUUUGCUAUAAGGUGUCUUGAAUAGUAGGGUGGAUAAAUCUGGCUUGUGUAAAAUGUAAUGCAGUUUGUGGACGGUAGGUAGGUGGAGACCUACCUGUAUUUCUGUCCACUGUAUUGACUGACCCAAUGGAUUAUGGGAUCCAUGUCUGUCAGGCCACUUGUGUUUAGUGAUGUGCUCACCACGGCUGGGACGGUCUUCCUUUCUUCUCUGAUUUUCAGUUCGGGGAUUUAAAUUGAAAGCUGCUUCUAGCACUGACACUCAUGCCAAAUAUGUCAGAUGUAAUCUGUUCAGUUAUUCAAGAUUAUUCCAGUUGUGGAGUGUUUUUUGGUGUCAGUAUUUUCGCCUUAAUUUGAAACAUCCAUUUGUAGAAAUUGUUUUUAGAUGCAGAGAAGACAAGGAAAGUAACCCAGGAAAUUCACAGGGACAUUUUGGACAGACAAUGAAAGGAAAGCUAUUUUAAUGAUGAAAAUCAGGGUCUGUCACAAACGUAAGGCUGGUUAUGAACGAGGGCCACUAACGGAGACGGUGACUAUGGGAUUCUUUUGCGGAAGCAGGUGAUGAAAUGUAUUUCAUGGCUUAGUUUUAUUUUCAUUAUUUUUUAUGUUUUAAACCAGGGACAUUUGAAAUGAGUGGAUUUCUGCCCCUAAUGUGUCAGCGCUGGUCUCAGAAAGCGUAUCUCCCACUGGCGAUUUGUGGUCGGCCUUAUGAUUUGUGGGUCUGAACGGAAUGUGAUUCGGCUCAGUGCCUGUUUAUAAGUGGGACAGCAUCUCUAACUUAAGACAAGAAUCUUCCUUUUCCUGAAAAAAAGGCUUUCUCACACUAGAGGUUUGACCGUAAAAAACAUCGGUUGCUAGCGCUAUUGUUGUGACCCAAAAAAAGUCGACUCUCCGUACCAGCAGUCCGGCCCUAUAAAUUUCUGCUUCCCACACUGGUGGCUCAUCCCCACAAACGGCAGGUUUAUUUUCCGUGGCGGGGCAGCCCACCUCCUGGGGAAUGCCGACGUCCUUGGUCUUCAGAAGGAGGUCUGUUGACCGUUGCUAACGAUCGAACAGAUUCAUUUCAAUGAGGCGCACUGGGAUUUCUGCGAACAGGAAUGUUCAUCUAAAAUAACAAGUAGUGGAAAAAUGCUACCGAACGCGUUAAUCCACAUAAACCGCCGUGCCCUGGAUUGUUCUACAGCCUCAAGUGGAGCACAUUCACGCUGUGAGAAAAUGCGCCUGCAAACACGCUUAGCUGUGGGCGAGUGACUCUUAUAGAUAAAGUCAAACAGAUACAGAUGACUCACCAUGUGAGUCACAUGACCCUGGCCUCUCUCUGCUCAUUGGUCGCCUCCACAAGCUUAGCAGAAUACCAGUCGUUCCUCUUCAUCGCCGCCCUGGUGACUCUAUUCACCAUUCACUCAUCAUCAUCUCGGGGUCAAGUGCACACACACACACUCUUGAAGGGACCAGUGAGAGGUCAGCAGUGGCAUUCUGGGAAAAGGAGGGAGGCUGAUUGUCUAUCCACAGCCCCAGGAGACUAAAUUGCAGUUUCAUCUGAAAUUCUUGUAGCCACACAUAUUUAUAUUUAGGCAAACAAAGCAGUGGGCGCCCCUGAGACACUCGGUGCAUUUCUGCUGUCAAUGACCAAAAAACCAAAGAUCACUGGGGAGCAGAUCUGGGGUCAGAUGUCACCUCUAUCUCUCCAGAACUGCCGCACUUCAGUUCUGUAGUGAUUCACAAGGUCACAUCCUCAUAUCUGUGGUGAUUCUAAUCAAGACAUAAAACCACAAACAGAGACAGCGGAACCGGGGGGGGGGCAUCAAUAAGCAGUGAUGAACGAUAUCACAGGAAAAUGCAAACCAAUAAAAACUUUAUUAAUAAAAGCCUGAA
Molecule: messenger RNA, 11976 nt
Organism: Brienomyrus brachyistius
Lineage: Eukaryota; Metazoa; Chordata; Actinopteri; Osteoglossiformes; Mormyridae
Gene: tmem168b
Product: transmembrane protein 168b
Exons: 5
Coding region: 776-2881 (701 amino acids)
Source: RefSeq, a predicted model, not a curated record